AUGUUCACCGCUUCAUCGUCGCCGAAUCUCUGCUCAACUCUCCAGCCGCCUCUCCUCGUCCCCACGACCAUUCAAUCAAUUGGAAUCCAAUCCACAAGCCAUCCACCGAUCACGGUUUAUUUGCCGACCACGGUUUAUUUGCCGACCAUGGACAACCCUCUCCUGCCCACGACGCUCUCUUCAUUGAUCUCCUCUCCACACCAACUCUUUACCCAUCUGGCCCAUCCCCUUCAUCCCCUGAACCGCUUCCUCCCAAAAGACUCUGCAGCUCAGACGUUCCUCCCGCUUUCCUCGGACAACUCAAUCCCGGCCACGGUGCCGCUAAUUUUCCCAAAUCUUUUCCCAAAUGAAUACCAGAAUCUGCUGGGUGGAUCGUUGUUGAAUCUUUCGCCGAACAGCGAUAAUAUCCCUGUAACCAAGACAAAUCCU
This is a messenger RNA of Mesorhabditis belari, 429 nucleotides long. The record is from the annotation of a GenBank genome assembly. NCBI's taxonomy places the organism in Eukaryota, Metazoa, Nematoda, Chromadorea, Rhabditida, Rhabditidae.